Messenger RNA from Bradysia coprophila, 921 nucleotides. It is a transcript of the gene Ho, whose product is annotated as Heme oxygenase. Gene Ontology annotation, molecular function: heme oxygenase (decyclizing) activity. The record is from RefSeq and is a predicted model, not a curated record. NCBI's taxonomy places the organism in Eukaryota, Metazoa, Arthropoda, Insecta, Diptera, Sciaridae. Gene Ontology annotation, biological process: heme oxidation.
UGAAGUGAUUCAAAACAAAAACAAAACUGAAAUGUCAUUUUUGAAAACAAAGAAACGAAAUAAUCUACGAUUCAAUAAAAUAACUUUUGUCUAAAAAUACAACGUCUUUGUUGUUCAUUCAGUCGAUACAAAAUAGGCGACAACAAUGGGUGACGAUUUAGUCAAUGGAACGUUAAGUUUUUCCAAACAAAUGAGGAAGGCAACCAGGGACAUCCACAAAAUCAGUGAUGCUUUGGUUAAUGCGAAGAUUGCUUUCGGUUUGUCGGACAACAAGGUCUGGGCGGAUGGACUACAAUUUCGUUAUCUCGAGCGAAACACACCGGUAGAAUGGCUUCCAGUUGAAUACCAUCGAACAACUGCAUUCGAAUCUGAUUUGGCCUAUUAUUUGGGUGAAGACUGGCAAUCAACGUAUUCGAUCCGAGAGAGCGUUCACAAAUAUCUGAAUCAUUUGGAGGAAAUUAAAAACAAAAACGAAAAACUCCUAAUCGCCUACGUCUAUCAUUUGUACAUGGGACUGCUGUCUGGUGGUCAGAUUUUGCAGAAGAAACGACAACUGAUGAGUAACAUUGUUACGUCUGGUAAUAAUGGUGGAUGCGCGCUGACAAGCUUUGAAGGGUAUGCUAUUAGUGACUUGAAGAAACGAAUGCGAGGCUUGGUUGACGAUCUAGGUAACGAAUGGGAUGAGGAAAUUAAAAAUGAAAUCAUCAAGGAGAGCAGACAUGUAUUCGAAUUGAAUAACGAAAUUGUUUCGACUGUGGAAGGAGCUGGUCGAGUGGCAAUGUUUAAAAUUGGAAUUGCAGCAUUGGUGGUUGCGGUCGCGUACGUUUUCUUCCGAAUAAUUAAGUAGCAAUUGACUGGUCUGGAGUGUAGUUGAAAAAUUUAUUUGUUGAAUACAUUUUUAAGAAAUUGUCCAGGUGUUUA